AUGCCUCACACUGAGGACAAGGUACCUCACACUGAGAACAAGGUUCCUCAUUGUGAGGACAAGGAACUUCACGCUAAGGAGAAGGUUCCUCAAGUUGAGGACAACGUACCUCACACUGAGGACAAAGUAGCUCACACUAAGGACAAGGUUCCUCUCGCUGAGGACAAGGUUCCUCACGCUGAGGACAAGGUUCCUCACGCUGAGGACAAGGUCCCUCACGCUGAGGACAGGGUUCCUCAUGGUAAGGACAAGGUACCUCACACUGAGGACAAGGUUCCUCAUGCUGAGGACAAGGUACCUCACACUGAGAACAAGGUACAUCACACUGAGGACAAGUUUCCUCACGCUGAGAACACGGUUCGUCCCGCGGAGGACAAGGUUGCUCACUCUGACGAUAAGGUUCCUCACAUUGAGGACAAGGUACCUCACACUGAGGACAAAGUACCUCGCACUGAGGACAAGGUACCUCACACUGAGGACAAGAUACCUCACACUGAGGACAAGGUUCCUCACGCUGAGGACAAGGUUGCUCACGCUGAGGACAAGGUUCCUCACGUUGAGGACAAAGUUGCUCACGCUGAGGACAAGGUUCCUCACGUUGAGGACAAGGUACCUCACACUGAGGACAAGGUACCUCACACUGAGGACAAAGUACCUCACAUUGAGGACAAGGUACCUUACACUGAGGACAAGAUGCGUCACACUGAGGACAAGGUUCCUCACGCUGAGGACAAGGUUCCUCAAGCUGAGGACAAGGUUCCCCCUCUUGAGGACAGCGUACUUCACACUUCAUGAUGAAAAUUACCACUCUAACUAUUACUCUAAUAUAAAUUUUAAGUUUUCUGAAAUUAGUAUGGAUGAUAUUAUUUGUCAAUUACGUAUUAGUCUACCGGUAUUGAUAACAUCCCUGCUAUAACUCUUAAGUUGUCUGCGGAAGUUAUUGAUCCUUCAUUAACAUGGAUUUAUAAUCUUUCAAUCAAAACUGGGAUAUAUGUUGGUGAAUGGAAAAAGGCGUGGGUAAUGCAAAUUUUUAAAUCAUAUUAUAGACAAAGAUGUGAAAAUUACCGACCGAUAUCUAUAUUGCCUAUUGUCAGUAAAAUACUAGAGAGUUCGGUUUUCAACCAGAUUUAUAAGUUUUUGAAUGAUAAUUCGCUGCUAUCUAAACAUCAAUCUGGCUUUCGGCCUAAGCAUUCAACUUUAACAACACUCAUUCAAAUGUGUGACACACUUUAUGAGAACAUGGAUAAUGGUCAGUUGAGUGGUUUUGUUUUCCUUGAUAUUAGAAAAGCUUUUGAUUCUAUUGAUCAUACAAUCUUAUUGCAAAAGAUGAAUGGUCAAUUUGGAAUAAAAAAUGUGGAACUGGAUUGGUUUAAGUCCUAUCUAACUAAUAGAGAGCAAGCAUGCAUUGUCAACGGUGCAAUGUCAUCACCUAAAACGAUUGUGUGCGGAGUUCCGCAGGGAUCAAUUCUUGGUCCCUUGCUGUCUUUAUUAUAUAUUAAUGAUUUACCCGAAUGCCUCAAAAAACUUCGCCACACCUAUACGCUGAUGAUACUCAAAUUUCAACUUCUGCCAAAACUAUUGAGGAACUUACUGAAAAUCUAA
Paramuricea clavata is the source of this 1602-nucleotide messenger RNA. NCBI's taxonomy places the organism in Eukaryota, Metazoa, Cnidaria, Anthozoa, Malacalcyonacea, Plexauridae. The record is from the annotation of a GenBank genome assembly.